Molecule: messenger RNA, 555 nt
Organism: Anopheles marshallii
Lineage: Eukaryota; Metazoa; Arthropoda; Insecta; Diptera; Culicidae
Exons: 2
Coding region: 1-555 (184 amino acids)
Cellular component (GO): extracellular region
Molecular function (GO): chitin binding
Source: RefSeq, a predicted model, not a curated record
AUGAAGAACCUCAGGAUGUGGCUCGGUACGGUGGUGGUGAUUCUAGUAGCUAGCAGCAUCAGCAUCUUUAGCAGUAAUGUUCAGCGCUGUUCCUGCGUGUUCGGACCGCCAGACUAUCUCUGUCCGACGGCGGCAUUGCUGCAGGUGUAUCUCUCGCACGAGCUGUACUGCACGCGGUACUACAAGUGUACGGAUGGACGUGCGAUCGAGUUCCAGUGUCCUUACGGGUUAUACUUCGAUGCGGUGAACAAUACUUGUACGUGCGACUUUACGCUGUGUUACCGUGCCGAUCCGUGCAUACAGUUCGUCGAUAGCUGCCGAUGUUGCUCCCAGCAGUUCGACAAUACAGGACUGGCACCAGAGAAUUUUUACGUCUGCUAUAACGACGGGUACGCCGUUGCUACAACCUGCCCAGUAGCAUUCGAUCCUUGCAGCGAAGAAACCAUUCAGUUGGAGUUUAUUAAUCAAAAGUGUGAAGUCCCAGCACUAACGAACGGGCACGUACUGCGCGUAAGCAGCGAUACCGUCUUCAGAACCUCGUCGCAACAGUUCUGA